AUGGAUGAAACAUUGAUCAGGGACAUCAGAAAGAUCGAGUCAAGGUUUGCAGACCAGGCACAUGUUGGUGCGUUGGUAAAGCCAUACUAUGGAACAACAACCUUAGCAUUUGUUUUCAAGGAGGGUAUGGUGAUAGCAGUUGACUCAAGGGCGACCUCUGGUCCAUACAUAGCUUCACAGACAGUGGAUAAGGUAAUCAAGGUAAACAGGAAUCUGCUUGGAACGAUGGCUGGAGGAGCAGCAGAUUGUUAUUUCUGGGAAACAUUGAUGGGUCUGUAUGCAAAGGAAUAUGAGCUAACGAAUGGGCGCAAGAUAACAGCCUCUGCAGCAAGUAUGUACCUGAGCAACUGUGUUUACAAAUACAAAGGACGUGGGCUAUCGAUGGGAACAAUGAUAUGUGGAUACAAUAAUGAUGGACCGAGUAUAUACUAUGUUGACAAUGAUGGAACAAGGGUGAGUGGGAAUUUAUUUUCUGUAGGAAGCGGAUCUACGAUUGCGCAUGGUAUUCUUUCAAUGGCGUACAGGUUUGACAUGAGCAAAGAAGAAGCAUUGGCUCUUGGAAGAGACGCAAUAUUCCAUGCGGCACAUCGAGACAGCUUUUCAGGAGGGACUGUGAAUUUGUAUUAUAUGAAUGAAGAAGGCUGGGUGCAUGUUGGAGCGUAUGAUGUUGACAGGCUGAACAAGGAAUAA
Ordospora colligata OC4 is the source of this 690-nucleotide messenger RNA. Its product is annotated as subunit beta of type-5 proteasome. Gene Ontology annotation, cellular component: proteasome core complex. The transcript has a single exon. Gene Ontology annotation, molecular function: threonine-type endopeptidase activity. The record is from RefSeq and is a predicted model, not a curated record. The coding region runs from base 1 to 690 and encodes 229 amino acids. Lineage: Eukaryota; Fungi; Microsporidia; Ordosporidae.